UUUUCUUUUUUUUCUAUUUCUUCCCAUUGACACCAAAGCCAACACGCUUCGCUUGAACAUCCCCUUCAGAAUGACCAUGUCCAACAAAGCCGAGCAUAAGGGCAAGAAGAAGGAUAAUAUUAAUUGGGAGAUCCUCAAACUCCAGGCCCAGGUGGGAGAGACGACUUCAAGGAAAGCCAAGAAGGUUGUCGAGGCAGAGAGAAAGAAGGAAAGCGCAUCAGCCACAUCAGCAGCAACAGGAGACGCGGACACAGCAGAGGAUGCGGUAGUUUCAGAGGCGGUUAAAAAGCUGUUGAAGUUGAAGGAACAAAAGAUCAGCCAGAAGAUUUAUCAUGCAAAGAAGGAGAUCAAGAAGGCAUUCGUGAAGGCAAAGACGUUCGAGACGCAAAGACUCAUCAAAAGACUUAAAGAAGCUAGAAAAGCUGUUGAAAACAAAGACGCGAUUACAGAAACCAAGGACGAGGUUUCAGAGGAGACCGAACCAACACACAAAAAGAAGCAGGGCUUGACAGAGGAGGAUGUCGCUAAGUUUGAGCACGAGCUGGAAUUGGUCAAGAAAAUGGACAUGGACUCACUAUCGGAGCACGCGUUUGUUGUAAAACUGGCCAAGCACCCUAUUCUCGGAGCACACGCGCUCAUGGAGCCAUAUGCGGUAGAAGGAAAAAAUGUCAAGAAAGAGAACGGCGAUACCGGUGAGAAAUCAUCGGACGACGCACUAAUGCAGAUCAUCGAGGCGCGUCUAACGAAUACAAAAACGGUGAAGGAGCAUAUGUCAAAACUCUGGGACGAACUGGAGCACAUCAUCACGGGCAAAAAAGUCGACCAUGAGGCACUGAAGAAGAAGCGUAAGGCCGUUGGCGAAGACCAGGAUGAGCCAGAGAUUAAGAAGGCGAAAACAACAGAAGAUACCAAAGCUAAGUCAUUGAGCGGCAGUGCAAGCGACGAUGACAGCGAUGAGGAUAGGAGACACUUGGCGGAUAUGUCCGACAUCAGUGACGCAGAAUACGAUGAUGGAUAUGACUCAGACGGGUUGCCUUUGCCCAAGAACGGAAAGGCAACAGCGACGUCGUCAAUGUUCAUCGGAUCGCUGAAUGCUGGUAACGAUAAGAAGGGCAAAAAAGACAAGAAGAAGAGAGGCAAUGAUGACUGGGUUGACGAUAAGUUUGACGAGAUUUACGGCAAGAUCAAGAAGAACCGACCUGGUCAACGUGCAAGGAGAGAGAAAGCGGAACGCAAGUUCGGAAAGGAGGCGAACCACGUUAAGAAGGCCGCAGAGGAGGCACGUCUACGGGAAGAAAGGAAGGCGGCUCGUAAGGUCAAACAAGAAAAGUUCAAGUCUCGGGAUGCCUCAUCUGCCAAUGCACAAAAGCUACCUAACCGACGCAUGAUCGGAGCUGGCGACGGUUCUGCAGCAUAUUAUCAGCCUCCCGCUGCACCCAAGCCGUCGGGACCGGAUCCUAAUGAUCCCACAUUGCACCCUUCAUGGCUGGCUAAGCAGAGCGAAAAGGCUGCGAUGGCAGCGGCUCUUUCUGUGCAACAUAGCACCACAAUCUUGUCAAAGGAGGGCGAAGGCGCUUCAGGAUGGGCCUGGUCUCUGGUCUGGGUAUGCAACAAAGGCAGUUUGCCGAAGAACAAAGCGAAGAGCUCAGGGAUGGUACCUACAGAUGUUUGGGGGCGAUAGGAUCAUUUGCAUAUUGCUUGUUCGCAGAACAGCAUUAUGAGAAUUAUUUUCGUUUGACCUUUUGGCCUGCCAGCAGUCAAAACAGGGCAACCUUUUUUUUUUUUCU
Molecule: messenger RNA, 1787 nt
Organism: Gamsiella multidivaricata
Lineage: Eukaryota; Fungi; Mortierellomycota; Mortierellomycetes; Mortierellales; Mortierellaceae
Product: BUD22-domain-containing protein
Exons: 8
Coding region: 71-1681 (536 amino acids)
Biological process (GO): maturation of SSU-rRNA
Cellular component (GO): 90S preribosome; nucleus
Source: RefSeq, a predicted model, not a curated record